This is a messenger RNA of Arvicola amphibius (Eurasian water vole), 867 nucleotides long. RefSeq names its product cancer/testis antigen 47A-like. Bases 1 to 867 code for a protein of 288 amino acids. The transcript has a single exon. NCBI's taxonomy places the organism in Eukaryota, Metazoa, Chordata, Mammalia, Rodentia, Cricetidae. The record is from RefSeq and is a predicted model, not a curated record.
AUGUCUGCCACAGGGGAUCAAGAUCCAACCAGAGAGACCCGAGAUGACCCGGUAGCCCUUGAGGGAGAGUGGCUACAAGAAGCUGCAGGGGGCAGCGAGAUAGGCCACGAGUCCGGCCUCAAUGGGGCCUCGGCCACUCCUGCCAUUGAAGAGAUGAUGGCCGUUCAUCCUAGGGGGAUGGACAAUGCUGGGCCUGAAAGAAACCAGGAAGAAGGGGGUGACAGGAGAGAGAGCUCAGAUGCUGAGGAAGACUCAGAUAUUGAACCUGUUGACGAGGAGGGAGGAGAGGAGGAGAUGGAAAAUCUAAGAGAUCGAGAAGCGGUGGAAGACCAUCGAUUCCCAAUGGCUGCCUUCCGAUUCAUCUUUCUGGACGUGAUCCAUGCCAUUCUCAACCGUGUCUAUUACAACGACCAUGCCUCGAUGGGGAACCCCCGUGAAAACGACGGAGCGAUAGAAACACCUGGCCCUUCUGCUUCUGGCCACUCAAGUGAGGUCCAAGUUCCAUCGGGGCCCCUUCCAUCCACAGUGACGGCCGCAGGGUAUGGCUGCCAGGCCCCAUACACUGCAGGUCGGGCCCGAAGCCUGCCAGAAAUUAUCUCAACGUUUCCGGAGCUGGAGGAGCCUCCAGACUUCGAGGACGAAGCAGAUCAUUACCUGCCAGAGCCACAUCUUUGCAUGAGAGAGCCAGCAGUUGGGGCAGCAGCCAAGGAGCAAGCAGGAGAAGAGAUGGCAGCACAGGCGGCGACAACAGAAGAGCCAAAAAGGGAAGUCAUCGAGCAAGCCAUGACCUCAGAGGGUAAGGAAACAAGCUCUAGGGGCCUAGAUGAGGAGAUUGGUGCUGGGCAGCGGUUGGGAGGCAGGAAAUAA